GGCAAGCUCCUGGAGCCUUCGCUUAAAACAGCCCAUUUAGCCCGGCCGAAGCGCUGAAGUAUCCUAUGCAAUACAACAAGAGUUAAGAGUGCUUUUGCGCUGACUAUGGCGCCCUGAGAGCGACACCCCGAUGCGAGCACGCGCGAGCAUGCUCGCGGCCCAAACUGUGGGCCGUGGCGCUGAGAGCCGCGCCAGUCACGGAAGAGCAGCUAGAUGCGCAUCCUAGUGGCAGCACAUAAAGCCCAGCAAGCGACCCUGGCAUUGUUCUGGGGCUCCAGCCUCGGGGCCGGUCGCGGUUGAGUUUAAGCCAUCUUGCAAAGGAGCUGCUGGCUCUUCCCUGUUGACCAGCAGGAGUAGUCUGCUUUCGUUUCUCCGUCAGUGCGAGGUGGUCAUUUGAUGGCUAAGUAAGGCGGCCGGCUUUAAGCCGAGUUCCAGGCCGAGUUCGCGCAGCUUUGACCGCAGUUGCUCGCCAGAGUAUUUUGAAUGUAUGGCGUUGCCGAUAUCAUGCAAGUGAAUCUUUGGAGUAUUUCAGUGUCUGUGUGUGUGGCUUGGUGCUCGAGGAUGCAUGGGAACGUCCUCUCAGAAUCUAACCGAAGGGUUUGAGCACGAAUUAUGAACACAGUUAUAAUAGCCAUCCCAGUAUUUGCAGAUGUAUGUACAUGUACCUGUAGGCGUCAAUACCUGGUUGACCCGGUGCAAGCCCGCUCCUGCCCGGCAGAAUGGAUGUCCUACCAGUAACGACAAGCAAAUGAGCAGAAAAAAUUAAGAAUGGAGCAGAACAGCGAUGACAGUGAUGCUGACACAGUUGGGACAGAUGCUAGUGACUGGAGCGGCGGUGACAGGGACCCGGAGGUUGACGGCAUUAGACAAGAGCUGCAAACUCAGAUUCCAGGCGCUAAGUUGGAUCAAGCAGAAGGCCAGUUCCUCGCCGCACGUCAUCUUGCCAGCGAUAUCUCGCAGGAGCUUAACGCGACAGCGGGUACGGGCGCGCUUGGCGCGAGGCUCGGCGCCAAAAUCAAGCUCCUCUUCCAGCUGACUGGUGCGCGUGCUGGUGAUGCCAGCGGCGGUGCCGAGCCCCCCUCGCCGCGCUCCCUGCACUCAUUGGGCUCACCAACUCGCGGCAUCCGCGUGGGCGGUCGCCGGCGGGCGGACGGCACCUCGCGCACUCUCAGGGGGAAGGCUCGCCGCGUGACAGUCCGCCAAAUUAAGCUGAUGAUGAAGCGGAUGGGCCGGGCGGUGGUGGCUCACUUGAACAGCGGGCGGGGCAACCUCGCCAUGUGCAACUUUGCUGUAGACCAGACGGGUGUCGCCCACAAGACAGCCGCGGAGCCACAGGAGCUCCAAGAGUUCCUCAGCACCACAACGCUGGCGGCCCUCGUGGCCAUGCUAGGCCCUGACUGCACGUUGGAGCAGGCGAUGAUCGCUGUGAUGCAGCGAGCACUUAAUUACCGGAUUACGGAGGACGUGCCGGAGCUCUCUCCUGGCAACAGGACGUUGGGACUCAAGGCGUUGAUGGCGCAGAGCCAAUUCACCGUACCGAUGCUGCGCUCCACCGCCAAGUCACUCAUCGCAAUCACCAAGCGUGGGCUCAGGGUGCUGCUGGUCGUCGGACCCAAGGCGCCCGCAGCGGCGCCCGCACCUCCUGGUCCGCAACACGCUGCGGGGACCGCCGGCGCCCCUGCCGACGGCGGCACCACAGCCCCUACGGCCGCCACCACCGCACCUGGCGCGUCCACAGGAGGCGGCGGCGGCGCGGGGCCUAGCGCCGCCUCGGCAGCAGCUGCAGCGGGCGUAGACGGCGCCGACGCUGGUGGGACCGGAGGUGGCGUGCAGCAGGCAGCAGCAGCGGCUGUCAGGGAUGGCAGCGGGGGUGGUGGAGUUCAGGCUGGGCCAGACGGAGACGGCACAGCGUUGCCACCGGCGCCCGCAGCGGCGCCCGCACCUCCUGGUCCGCAACACGCUGCGGGGACCGCCGGCGCCCCUGCCGACGGCGGCACCACAGCCCCUACGGCCGCCACCACCGCACCUGGCGCGUCCACAGGAGGCGGCGGCGGCGCGGGGCCUAGCGCCGCCUCGGCAGCAGCUGCAGCGGGCGUAGACGGCGCCGACGCUGGUGGGACCGGAGGUGGCGUGCAGCAGGCAGCAGCAGCGGCUGUCAGGGAUGGCAGCGGGGGUGGUGGAGUUCAGGCUGGGCCAGACGGAGACGGCACAGCGUUGCCACCGGCUAACGUGGGCAUCCUUCUCAAGUGCAACCCCUCAACCUGGAACAAGACUAAAUGCCAGGACGCGUGCUGCGAGCUUGUUGAGUACAUCGGCGCCAACUCAUUCCUCAAGCGGCUCGUGUACGACGUGCUGCCGUCGGAAGCUUCAGAGGCCAAGUGCUGGGAGCAGAAGUCGGACAUCCUCAAGACUAUGCGGGGGCUGUUUAAGGCUCCCGGCCACGUGGCAGGAGAAGACGAGGACGGUGACGAGGAGGCCGACCACGAUCCGGCCAGUGCAACUGGUGAACCGGCGGCGGGCGCUGGCAUUGCUGCGGGCGCCUCCCGGCGCCUCCCGGUAAGGUGCACAGACGCCGACGCGCUGCCACAGCCGGUGGGCAGUCCCCUGGCGCCGCAGGAGUUGCCGACGCGGUGGCAGGCGCUGCGGACACUGGGGGCUUGCAGGCGCCUCCCGGUAAGGUGCAGAGACGCCGACGCGCUGCCACAGCCGGUGGGCAGUCCCCUGGCGCCGCAGGAGGUGCCGACGCGGUGGCAGGUGCUGCGGACACUGGGGGCUUGCAGGCGCCUCUCGGUAAGGUGCAGAGACGCCGACGCGCUGCCACAGCCGGUAGGCAGUCCCCUGGCGCCGCAGGAGGUGCCGACGCGGCGGCGGGCGCUGGCAUUGCUGCGGGCGAGGCUGAGGACGCUGGGGGCUUGCAGACUCCUGCCGCCAGUGCUAGCGGUGCAGACCGCGGAUUUGGGAUUCCUAGCACAGCGGCCCUAGCCGCAGAUGCCGGAGCAGCCGCAGCGCCCAGUGCACAGCUGCGGCAUGGGCUGGGUAGUCCCAGCCUGAAGCGGCACCGCUUUUAUUGGCCAUCGCAAUGAUGAUGACAUACAAAAGCAGACUACUCCUGCUGGUCAACAGGGAAGAGCCAGCAGCUCCUUGCAAAAUGGCUCAGGCUCAUCGGCGACCAGCCCCAAGGCUGGAGCCCCAGAACAAUGCCAGGGUCUCUUGCUGGGCUUUAUGUGCUGCCACUAGGAUGCGCAUCUAGCUGCUCUUCCGUGACUGGCGCGGCAUACUACGAGCUGCGAGCAUGCUCGCGCGUGCUCGCGUCCGGGUGUCGCUCUCAGGGCGCCAUAGUCAGCGUACAAGCACUCUUAACUCUUGUUGUAUUGCAUAGGAUACUUCAGCGCUUCGGCCGGGCUAAAUGGCAGCGAGCAGCGCCAUGGCCCACAGUUUGGGCCGCGAGCAUGCUCGCGCGUGCUCGGGUCGGGGUGUCGCGCUCAGGGCGCUGUAGCCAGCGUGGGGGCAUCUACAAUCCAUAAAAUACUUCGUGCAGCGCAUUAGCAAUGCAGGAUACAAUUCAAACCGCGUGUCAGCGCGCUUAGAAGCACGUGUUAUGCCCGCGUGCAUGCCAAUUCAAGGGUGGGGACACCUGCCUUGCCUACUAUUAAACC
Messenger RNA from Chlamydomonas reinhardtii, 3656 nucleotides. RefSeq lists its product as uncharacterized. The record is from RefSeq and is a predicted model, not a curated record. Bases 769 to 2982 code for a protein of 737 amino acids. The transcript has 14 exons. Lineage: Eukaryota; Viridiplantae; Chlorophyta; Chlorophyceae; Chlamydomonadales; Chlamydomonadaceae.